This is a messenger RNA of Sinocyclocheilus rhinocerous, 8241 nucleotides long. RefSeq lists its product as uncharacterized. Bases 130 to 8241 code for a protein of 2703 amino acids. The record is from RefSeq and is a predicted model, not a curated record. Gene Ontology annotation, molecular function: GTPase activity; GTP binding. The transcript is spliced from 10 exons. Lineage: Eukaryota; Metazoa; Chordata; Actinopteri; Cypriniformes; Cyprinidae.
AAGGAAGCUAAAUGAGCUCAGCCUCCUUUAAAAGAGACGCAUAGGCACCUAAAACUGUUGUGCUUUGUGCUCUGCUAAAACACCCAAGACUGCGAAGUGGAAGGAUCCCUGAAAGGGGCACCGGAAGCCAUGUCAGGCAGAAAAUCCAAGAAGAACCAGAGGCUUGGUUCAUCACGACGAGGUCCUAAAGGUCUUAACAGAAAUAUUGAGAAAGAUGAUGAUGAUGAUGAUGGGUUUCAGCAGACUGCAGCGUCUGAGGAUGGGCGAGAUGAAUUUCACACCACCAGUGAUUACCAUGCAACCCAGUUUGAUCAUCCACCAAGCUCAAGCAUUGAACAACAAACAUCUGCGUUAGAAUGUCCUCCACAUGCAAGGGGUAACAAGGAUUCACUAAUGGAGACUGAACUGCCAGAACGGAAAAGGAAAAUGGGUUCAACUCGCAAGAGUACUGGUAGGUUUAAAGGUGAGAGAAAACUUGAUGACAUGAGGACCACUGAAGAGUUAGAUGAAGAAUAUGUAACUCAACCAAACACAUCAACCACUGAGGAACAACAUGCUUCUCUAACAGAAGAAGAACAAUCAAGUUUUCCUUCUGAUUUAUCCCUUCAGACCAAAAGUUCUGGUUUUGGAAAGGAGUCUGGAACAACUCCUAUGUUUGCAGUUUCAGAAAAUAAAGGAAAAGUUACAAUCCACCAUCAAGAAAUAACCUCUCAUUCACAUGAGGUAGUAAGUGAUAUGCCUAUAGACGAGGCAAUGGGGCCAUCUGUCCAGUCUAUUCCUGUCACAGUAGCUGAACGUGAUUUGUUGCGGGAGGAUUCAGUCAUGUUUAAUGAACCAAAAACACUUAGUCACCAAGAAACCCAAAUAGCCAGUACCUCUGGACAAAAAAGAAGGAUGGGCUCAACCCGCAGACCUCUCAGAGGGCAAAACAGUGAAAAUGUAGGUGUGCAAGAACAUUCACGAAACAUGACAGAGAAUGAAAGGAAAGCAAAAGUCAUGGGCGAAGCAAAGUUGAAAAUGUCAGAAGAGAUGGCGCAAACAUGGGAUGAUGUGGCAAGAGUUGAUCCAUCGUCCCACACAGAAUCAGCUUUGCUUUUAAGUCAGUCUCUAUUGGCCGAUAGAGCUGAGCUGAAAGAGCCUGAUGUUUCGGCUGAAACUGAAACUAUGAACCAAUCAGUUGCUUUUCCCCUUGUUGAUUCAGAAAAGCCCCUACCUGAAACAUCUAACCACCAUGGGACUCCAUUACUGAACGAGGCAUUGGAUUUUAAGUUUGGUUCACACACUGAGGAUUUAGAUGUUCUAAAUAAAGUUUUAAAAGAAGCAGGAAGUCAUUUAAGUGAUAACAGCCAACAUGUGUCUGAUACAAGAAAAGAUACAAACCCAUCUUACGACUUUAGAGAUGUGAACACAGAAUCCAAGAAGGAGGUUCUAAAGCAGAAAGAGGAACCACAAUUAGAGGAACUUGUGUUGCAUGAUCAAGAAUCUUCAUUAAGCCAACAUGACAUAGCUACUCUAAAUAAUAACUAUGAUUGUUCUAUGGUUCAACAUACAGUGGGAGGAAGUAGAAGUCUUGAUAUGCCUAUGUCUAACAUUAGCCAUGCUGAACCCACAACGACCAAUUUACCACAUGAGAUGAGGGAUGCUGUUGAAGAAAGGCAAGAGAUUCAUAUAGAAAUGAAACAAGAAAAUAAUGUUUGUGAUGUUGCUUCAGUAACAUGUGAUAGUCUGACUAAUUUAGUGUCUAUUACGAAAGAAGAUGAAGAUCCCCACAUUUUAGCAACAAGAGAAAAUGAGAAUAUGAGUGUUGAAAGAGGAUCUGAAACAGAAGAUGCAUUUGAAAUGACAGACCAGGGUGAUGUAAGAGAUCACAAUGUAACACAAAUAAUAAUGGAUGUAAGAGAUCAUGAAAAAGACGGAGAAACAAGCACAGAGACCAUUUGGAUUUCACACCAGAAACCGUGUGAUGUUUCAACUGAAAAUAAGGAGCUAUAUAAAGGACAAGAGCAUUAUUCAUCAAAUAUAUCUCUAACACACAGUCAAACACACGAUGAUGCUGGGAAGAUGCUAGAAAAUGAGGAGGUUAGAAAAUACAAAAAAGAGACUGAGAAUACUGCAGUUAAUGAUGUGACCUCAAAGUCAGAGGAAAUGUUUCGUUUUGAAGACUCAGCAACAGAUACAGGAUCUCUCGCACAACAACAACUGUUUAUGCAAUCUCCUGAUAAAGAAGACUAUGACUUGCAUGAAAAUGUGAAUGAGAAACGUGAAAAGGAAGAAAUACUUUUCAGUGUAGAAUCAGAGAAUGUAGCUUUUGAUAGAGGCAAUGAGAGAAGGGAAGGAACAGAUGGAAUUAAGGAGAUGGAUGCAGCACCAGUCCUGACAUUAGAUGUGGGAGAUGCAGGCCUACAGUUAGAAGUUGAAGCACAGAACAAAACAUUUGACUCAACAAACAGUGAAGCAGAUGGAACAGAAGAGAAUAUCAAUGGUGCUAGUGUUUUAGUCAGAGAAAAUAAAGUUAUUGGAAAUACAGUGGAGAGUAAUAUGACCCCUGAUGCACACAUGGAAGCAUUGAAAGUAUCUGAAAAUGCUGAGCAAGAAGUUUCAGGAGAAACAAUUCUCAAGCAAAACGACAUCAACAUCGUUCCUGAAGAUUCUCAUGAAGAGAAGGCACACCCAAAAUCAAGUCCAGUUAUUCAGAAGAGAAAAAUGGGCUCAACUCGUAGACCUCUCAAAGGGAAUAAAGGACUAAGAAAAGGUCAUGAUGAAAAAGAAAUCUUCAAUUUGGAGGAUGAACCCUGUCCAGAUGAAUCCAGAUAUACUGCAGUGAGUAUCUGUGACAUUUCAGAAUCACAAACUUUCACAAAAAUCUAUGCAGGGUCCCAGGAAAAUACUGGAGAUGUUGAAAUAGUGCCAGCAGAGGGAGACACAGAAUCACACUCAGAAAACAAAACGUUUGACUCAACAGCUUUUGAAGGAGAAGUUGAAGUCAGAGAAGUUGAAGUUAUUGGAGAUACCGUGGGCAGUAAUAUGACUACUGAAUCAGAUUUUCAUCAAACUUCUGAUGCAAACAUGGAAACGUUGAAAGUAUCUGAAAAUCCUGAUAGUGAAGAUUUAGAACUCAGAAGUUCACAAUCAGAAAUUCAACCAGAAAACAAAAUGAUUGAGUUAACAUCUGAAGCAGAAAGAACAGAAGAUACCAUCUGUGAAGCUAGUGUUUUAGUCAGAGAAGAUGAGUUUACUGUAGAUACGGUUAUAGUGGACAGUAAUAUGACUAUAGAGUCAGAUUUGCUUCAGAGUGACACUUUAAAUGAUGCAAAACUGGAAGCACUGAAAUUAUCUAAAAAUACUGUGAGUGUUUCUGCUGUGACGGAUUCUGUGCUUCUUGUGCAAGAGGAUGUCACUGAAGGAUCAAGAGAGACAGACACAUUUCCUGAGCAAAGUGACAUCAACAUCAUUCCUGAAUAUUCUCAUGGAGAGGAGGUACACUCAAUAUCAAGUCUAAUUGUUCACAAGCGAAAAAAAAUGGGCUCAACACGUAGACCUCUCAGAGGGAACAAAGGACAAAGAAAAGAAAUAGAACAUCAUGAUGAAAAUGAGACACUUGACAGUGAAGGUAUGAUCAAUGCAGAGAAAGAAACAAUUUGUUUGGAGAAUGAACCCAGUCCAGAUAUAUCUACAUUACAAAGUUUAAAAGAUGGAGCUAAAGAACAGGAGAUGGAAAUAUGUGAGAAGAAUGAUGUUGAUCCUGUUAAAGGGUCUGAAUCCACUCUCCUGCAGUCAUCAUGUACUUCAGAUUUAGUGUCUAAGGAAUCCACUGCAAUAAGUAUCUGUCACAUCACAGAAUCACAAACCCUCACAAAUAUUCAUGUAGAGUCUCAAGAAAAUACUGGAGAUGCUGAAAGAGUGGCAGCAGAGGAUGACAAAGACUUACAAUUAGAAAUUGACUCACAGAACAAAACAUUUGACUUAGCAACCAGUGAAGCAGAUGGACCAGAAGAGAACAUCCAAGACGUUAGUGUGGCAUUAAUCAGAGAAGUUGAAGUUAUUGGAGAUACAGUUACAGUGGAGAGUAAUAUGACUACUGAGUCAGAUUUUCUUCAAACUUCUCCUGAUGCACACAUGGAAGCAUUGAAAGUAUCUAAAAAUGCAGAGAGAGAAGUUUCAGGAGAAACAAACACAAUUCCUGAACAAAGUGAUAUCAGCAUCAUUCCUGCAGAUUCUCACAGAGAAGAGACACACUCAAAAUCAAGUCCAGUUAUUCAGAAGAGAAAAAUGGGCUCAACUCGUAGACCUCUCAAAGGGAAUAAAGGACUAAGAAAAGGUCAUGAUGAAAAAGAAAUCUUCAAUUUGGAGGAUGAACCCAGUCCAGAUGAAUCCAGAUAUACUGCAGUGAGUAUCUGUGACAUUUCAGAAUCACAAACUUUCACAAAAAUCCAUGCAGGGUCCCAGGAAAAUACUGGAGAUGUUGAUAUAUUGCCAGCAGAGGGAGACACAGAAUCACACUCAGAAAACAAAACAAUUUACUCGCCAGCAUUUGAAGGAGAAGCAACAGGAGAGAACAUCUGUGCAGCUAGUGCUUUAGACAGAAACGUUGAGUUUAUUGGAGAUGCAGUUAUAGUGGAGAGUAAUAUGACUACAGAGUCAGAUAUUGUUCAAAAUGACACUCCCACUGAUGCAAAACUGGAAACUUUGGUAUCUGAAAAUGCUGAGAAUGAAAUUUCAGGAAAAACAGACAUCAUUUCCAAACAAAGUGUUCCCAACAUCAUUCCUGAAGAUCUUCAUGGAGAGGAGGUACACACAAAAUUGAACCUUAAUGUGCAUAAGCGAAAAAUGGGCUCAACUCGUAGACCUCUUAGAGUGAACAAAGGACAAAGAAAAGUGAGAGUAGAAUCCAAGGAAAAUAAUGGAGAUAGUGAAGGAGUGUCAGAAGAGGAAGACACAGAAACACACUCAGAAAUUCAAAACUGGGAUAACGUGGUUGAUCAGAAUGUGACACAAGAAAUUAUGAAUGUAAGAGAUGUUGAAGAUGAGGAGAGAAAGACCACGAAGACACUGGACAUGUCAGUGCAGGUGCUAUGUGAUGAUUUGGAACUAGAGCAAAGAUCAGAUGCAUCUCAAACACAAACUGGUCCAUCACAGGAAGAUACUGGCUCAUAUUUAGUAGAGUUCCCAGAAAGAACUGCAGAUAUUGUGAGAGACAGUAAUAGUCUUUCUGAUAUGGUCAUGUCUGAUGCCCUUCUUAUGGAGGAAACCCAAAUUCAUGUGUCAUCUAAUGAUGUUCCUCCAACAGAGGUAGUUGAAAUGAAUCCAGUCUCCAAAAAGUCUAUGCAGAAGAGAAAAAUGGGGUCAACUCGGAAGAGAGGUAAGAGGAUGGUAAAUGACAAGGAGGUUGAAGAAGAGAAAGAGGGAGAAACUGAAAAUACAACAGCUGGUGAUGAGACCACAGAGUCAGAGGAGAAAUUAACACUUGAAGAAGCCAUUACAGGAUCUCCUGUACAUCAGCAACUGUUCAGUUCAUCUGCUGAUAAAGAGGACCAUGACAUUCAGGAUAUUGUUUGUAAAUCAGAUGUGCAGGCAGAAAACUCGGAACAAAAUUAUCCAAACUCUACCAUAAAUCCAGAACUAUUGAUAGAAUCUGAAUGUUCAUCAAAUGUUGCUGCUGAAAUGGUUUCAGACCUUCCAUUGGGAGAUGUCGACACAUACUUAGAUCCUAAACAAAGUGUCAUUCCUAAAGAGUCUCAUAGAGAAGAUAAACCAAACUUGAAUCCGGCUGUUCAAAAACGAAAAAUGGGGUCGACACGUAAGACGCUCAGAGGGAACAAAGGGCAGGGAAGAAUAGCAGAAUCCAAAAAGAUGGAUCGAAAUAGUGAAGGAAUGAUACAGGAACAGGAUACAGAACCACAUUUAGAAACCAGUGCAAGAAAAACUGAAUUUGAUGAAGAGGUUGAACAAAACAUCCCAUUUGAAUGUUCUCAUCCAGUGGCUUCUUCAAACAUGCUCCUUGAACUAGAAAAUGGAGUGACGGAAGUUUUUCCGAAUAUUCAUGACCUAUCUGAGGUGAGUGAGGAAAAGGGGAUGGACAAUACUGGAAAUGACAGUAAUAGUCUGAGUGAGGCAAUUAAUCUCAAGGAGGGGACAAAGGACAAAUUGGUCUUGACAAUUAGUCACGAAGAUGUUCAUCAGAUUGUGUCAGAGCCUGCACAAACUGAAAACACACACACGGUUAUUCCUACACAAGAACUAAGAGCCACUCAAGAUGAUGUUGUUCAUGAAAACAACUCUCGAAAAAUACCUGCCACCCAAGAAAAGAGGCGAAAGAUGGGCUCAACCCGGAGAAAUCCCCGAGCAAUGCAUGGGAAAAAUAUGGCUGAUAAUGAAGAUGUACUUGGUGUGGCGGAGGAUAGAGAAACUAAGAAAGCAGAGGAUGAUUUAGAAGAAGCAUUAAGCAUCAGUCAGUCCAAGGAUGUGUCUUCAGUCAGUACCACAGAUCUUAAUUCAGAAAUGUUAGCUAGUGUAACUGAUUUAAAAGUUGAAAAUGAUCAUCUUCAUAGUUUUAGACCAACAGUGCCUGAAACACAUGAAAAUACCCUUCAAAUAUGUGACAAUCAAUUAGAAAAUGCUGAUGUUACCAAACAUCCACAGUCAGAGACUAUUACCAUUGAGAAGAGAAGAAAGAUGGGCUCGACUCGGAAGAAUCUCAGAGAAGGAGGAAUACGAGGAAAAAGAGAUGGAUAUGAGGACACAGAAACUGAAGACACAAAUGUGCAAAUGUCUCAGGACACUGAAAUGAGCUUAGUAAGAGAAGAUGACAACAGACAACAGACAACUCACGACUACCCCAAUCAGCCAGAGGAUUCACUUCUCAGUGAGAUAGAGAGAGCAUUAAAUAAGACGUCUCAAAGUUCAUUAAGUUAUGAUUGGGAAUUAAUCGUCAAAGAGCCAAACCCAGAUGGCUUAGCCAAUGCUCCUGAUCUCAAUAUGCCAGAAAACUCAGAAAUCAAAUCUCUUCAGCCAAUGCCAUCGGCUCACAGUGAACCCAACUCACCAGGAGGACGAAGAAGAAAAAUGGGUUCAACUCACAAAAAUCUCAGACAGCAGCUCAAAGCAGAAAGGGAGGAUGAAGACAAAGAGGAUGGGGAGAUAGAUGAGAACUCAAAGACAAAUAAGCAAGAAAAGAAGGACCUUGAAAGAGUUGAGGUGUCUGUAGUGCAUAAUAUUACUGAAAACAAACUGAAUAAAGAGUAUCUCGAUGUCUCUAGUGCACACACAAGUAGCAAUCAGCUAGAAGAGAGCACUAACCCUGUUAGCCAAGAAAAGACGUCUCCAUCAACUAAAAGGAAGUUUGGGUCCAGACGUGCUAAUAAGGGCAAACAAGGCCUUGGUAGGUUGGCUGAUUCUGAUUUUGGGAAUGAUUUAGAAGAUGGAGAUCAUAAACCAGACAGCUCUGAGGUCAAGGACAAGCUGCACAGUGAUGACUUAGCGGUUUGUGAUCCGUGCCUCACCUUACAACCAGAGAAUCAACCAGCUUCUGAGCAGAGGAACAUGGAAGCCAAAAAUGAAGAAGCUGCUCCAAAAGGCACUGGUGCUGGUCUUGUUUCUUUGGACCAAAUCAUAAAACAUGAUAGCACUGGAGCUAAGCAGACAGUAAAUUUAAAGAACAGGAUUUCAGAUACUGAAGUAGUUCAGUUUAAUGUUGUCAUGGUGGGAAACAGCUGUGUGGGAAAGACUUCCUUCAUAAGACGCUUCCAUGAAGACCAGUUCACUGAGGAUUACCGCUCCACUAUUGGUGUUGACACCUGUAUACAGACUGUUGUGCUGCCUGACAGAACUGUUAGACUGCAAAUAUGGGACACAGCAGGUCAAGAGAGGUUUCACAGCAUCACCACACAAGUGUUCCACAAGGCUGAUGGGCUUCUGCUCAUGUAUGAAGUCACAUGUUCAAAGAGUUUUAUUUCUGUACGAGAUUGGAUCUCUCAAGCUCGGCAAAGGGCCCCUGAUGAUGUCAUCAUGAUGUUGCUUGGAAACAAAAAUGAUUCUGUAAAGCGUGAAGUCCAGGUUCAGGAAGGGGCAGAUCUGGCCAGAGAGUAUAACAUACAUUUCAUGGAGUGCAGUGCUGCAACUGGGGUGAAUGUGUCAGAAUCCAUGAGAAGUCUUGCAGAAAUGUUAGUGCAGCGCAAGUCACAGAAGGAGAAACACACAACAUUGAGAAGAGAACCACCACAGAAGAAAUCUGGUUGCUGUUGA